Messenger RNA from Heterobasidion irregulare TC 32-1, 3209 nucleotides. RefSeq lists its product as uncharacterized. The record is from RefSeq and is a predicted model, not a curated record. Bases 1 to 3102 code for a protein of 1033 amino acids. Gene Ontology annotation, biological process: protein stabilization; telomere maintenance via telomerase. The transcript is spliced from 6 exons. Gene Ontology annotation, molecular function: Hsp90 protein binding; telomeric repeat DNA binding. Gene Ontology annotation, cellular component: cytosol. NCBI's taxonomy places the organism in Eukaryota, Fungi, Basidiomycota, Agaricomycetes, Russulales, Bondarzewiaceae.
AUGAGUUCCGAAGUCGCAGCGUCGCAGAUUCGAGACACCAUCCGCCAUCUGCAGUCGCCCAUCCCAGAUCUCCAAACCCUGCAGGCCCUCCUCGCCGCCCCGCUCGACGCCAUAGGCCUCUUGCCCCCGCACCACCAGUCUUGUAACACCUCCCCCCUCCCUCCCGGUUCCUUGGUGGUCGCUCGACAUCUCCCGCCGCUCCAGCGUGCCCUUCUCGAGCAUGUCGUCCCGACAUGGGGGCCGGCACUCCAGGAGGCCCAGCUCGAGCCGCUGCUCGAGCAGUAUUUCGUCCCGGACGCGUUCUCUUACGCCAUCCCUGCGGCGGGAGAGGUCUCCCUGCACGCGUACACGACGCUUCUCUCGCCGCCUCUGACUCCGUACGCCAUCGACUUGCUCGCUCGCCUGUCUAGAGCGUAUCCUAUCGACCGCCUCCAUGCCACCGUGUUCUCAGGCCGGCCGUUCGCGGGCGCGGCUGCUCUGCUGGCCUGGGACGACGCUGUGAAGAACGUCCUCUCCGUGCCCGCAAAGGUGGCUAAUGCGCUCGGCGGCAGAGGCGAUAUCCCCCUAGAGCUGGAGCAGGGGCACUACUUCGAUAACCUCUGCCUGCGGUCCGAGGCCCUGAUGCACUCGCUCGCGCUCGGACAACCCAAAGGUGCCAUGCCCUCGCUGACAUACCUGUUCACCAAACUGGCCAACGUCGGCGCGUUUCCCUCCGCCCCUCCCACUGCGCCUUCCCAACCCUCGUUCUUCCACUCCGCGCUCCCUGCCAUCCGCGCGCGGCUGCGCGCCGACGCGGACAGGACGCGGUAUUCCGCGCUGUGGUCCGAGCUCUUCGUGUCGCUGCCUUCGUCCCUCACGCUCCAGAGCAUCCUGACAUCCCUCUUCGGGCACGUGGCCGCUCCGGCUUCUGGUCUUGAUGCAUCGUCGGCAGCGCGGGGCCUCGUGAAGCGCGAGGCGGGACUCCUGCGGGGCACCGUAGGCGAGCUCGCCAAUGAUUCGAGUUUGUGGGAGAGCGUGGGCGCGGCGAUCCUCAGCAGAGAUUGGAGCGAAGGCCAUGCAAGAAUAUUCGCGUGCUGGGCCGCCGGUGGGCAAACGGAGUCCGUGAACGGAGGAGCUCUGGAUGCUUUGUUGUCGAAAACACUCGAUAUGUGGUCUUCUCCGGAGCACAUCAAGCAUUCGCUGCUGUCCCGCCACCACUACGUCACGCUUCUCCUCCUGGCGACGAUCGCCUACCUCCCACCCGCCUCGGCCGUACUCGCCGACAUCGCCUUGUCCCUGCCCUUCAUUCGCAGCAUCGGCACGUAUAUCGGGCACCUCGACCCCUCCGUGCGGCGAUGCGGCAUGCUCGUCGCGGAAGAGGUCGCGCACAAGACCGGGAAGCAGCUCGACUUUGGCGACUGGGAGGGCGACGAGGGCGGUAAGGCGUGGGCGCGGGGUGUGCGCGCGCUGCUCGCUGGAAAAGACGCGGACGCGGACGAUCUCCCCGAGGACGCGCAGGCGACAGAGCGCGAGUUGUCCGUCGAGGAGCUGCUCACGGGCGAGAUAUCCGAGCCGCCAGACGGCGAGUCCGCGCGCCCGUCGGCCUCCGCCUCCGUGCAGCUUGGCGGGUACGACUCGGACGACUCGGUUACGGGGUACGCGUCCCCCGCGUCGUCUUCGCGCACGCCGUCUCCGACACCUUCCGAGCUCGACGAGUACGAGAAGGACCCGACGGUGCGCAUGGGGCGCGACAAGAUCCAGAGGCCCGUGUACCUCGCGCAGCUGGGCCAGAUGAUCCGGAACACGAGCGGCUUGAAGAGCGAGCAUGAAAAUCAGGAGGCGGACAAGAUCGAGGUCGCCCUCGCGGUGGCGGAGGAGUUGAUCCGUAGAAAGCGAGGGUUUGGGACGGAGUUGGAGGAGAACGCAGUCAAUCUGAUCUAUGGGUUCGUUGGAUUGCAGGACAACUACGAGAUCACCGAAUUUGAUCGGAAGCGCCAGGCGGCGCUGAACGCACUCGUGGCGUGCAGUCCUCGCAAAGCCGCUCCCGCCGUCAUCGAGGAGUUUUUCAAGAACCAGUACUCGACGGAUCAGCGCUACGUCAUGCUCAACUCCCUCGCCCUCGGCGCGCGCGAGCUCGCAGGCAUGCCUCUCCCGCCCACGGCCCCUGUGCACCCCCUCGUCGGCGACCGCGUCGCGUUCCCCUCCAAACGACUCCCGGCGGCCCUGCACGAUCGAUAUCUCACCGCCAGCGACGCCGCGACCGGCCAGGUCCGCGCGCUCCUCCGCUCGAUCUCUGCACAGGCAAUCGAGAACACAAAAGACGCACACGCGGACCAGAUCCCAGAGCUCGCGCGCACGCGCCGUCUGCGCCUUCGCCAAACCCAAAAAGUCACCGAACUAUCUCCCCAUCCCCACCCCCCUCUCACUCGACCAUCCGAUCCCAGUGCCCACCACCCGCCGCAGCCGCCGCAGACGACGUUCGCGGACGUCGCCGUCGCGUCCUUCAUCUACCCGCUCGUCAACCGCUUCUGGCUGUUCCUCCGGGACGAGCAGACGCGCGAGGAGCGCACUGCGCACCGCGACGCGCUGCACCGCUACCGCGGCGCGGGGACGGGCCUGGUCCUCAACCCGGUCGUGCUCGUCCACUUCCUCGCGACGCUCGGCGUGCUUGUGCACGCCGCGCGCAACGCGCCAGAAUGGCCCGCCAUCGUCGCGCCCGACGCGCUCGAGCUCGCGCUCACGAUCGGCACGCGCCCCGUGUCGCUCGCGCCAGAGGACGACGACAACGACGAUGACGACGGAGAUGGCGCGGGGCCCGGUGCGCGCGGCGAGAGCAAGGAGGCGCGGGUGCUGGCGACGGCGCUGGAGCUCGCCCUCAUCGUCCUCGACGGGUCCCUGGAGAUCGACGCGGGGCGGUCCCUGGGGCUGGAGCACACCGCGCUGCUGCUGGCCGUGGGCGAGUGGGCGGGCGCAGUGUUCCAGACGCUGGAGCAGGGCGUGCUGAUGCGCGGCGGGGGCGGCGCGGCGGAGGCGCGGCUGAGCAAGGCGGCGGCGGGGGUGGUGAUCAAGGUCAGCGAGCUGUCGGACAGGUGGAGGAGGUCCAUGAUCGAUGUGGCGCUGUGAUGUAGAUGGUCGUAUGGAAGGUACGUCGUCAGGAGUGUUUGACAAGUUCCUAGAUGUACGGUCGUCGUGUUGUUGCUAGCUAUAUAUGCUGGUCGGUCUUUCCGGUA